AAAUAGCUCGAGGAGUAUUUUACAGCUUGAAUUUUCUAUUUUUAGAUAUGCAAAAGCAUAAUGUUGCUACUAAAAAGAUCACUUUGGUAUAUAUUCCUUACACUAGUGUAGAAAGUUCAGUUUAAAAGACCGGAUCAUAUAACCUCCUCCCAUAGCGCACAGGGAAUAAAGACAGUCAUUAUUAUUCAGUUGCCUGUGUCUGAUUAUCGUCUGCUACGUUGUGUAUUUUAUGAGAUGUAUCUGGUUGGAUUAACAGGCGGCAUAGCCACCGGAAAAAGCACAGUAGCCGCAGUCUUUCGGGAGCAUGGCAUUCCUGUUAUAGACGCCGAUAUUAUUGCCCGAGAAGUUGUUGAACCAGGAAAACCAGCAUGGUAUAAAAUACAAAAUGAAUUUGGCUCAGAAGUGUUCCUGGAAACCAGAUACCUGGACAGAGCAAAACUCGGCGAGUUAAUAUUUAAUGAUGUUGAAAAGAGGAGAAAACUCAAUGCCAUUACACAUCCUGAUAUAUAUAAGAAAAUCUAUUGGCAAGUUUUUCAAUACUUAAUUCAAGGCCAUCCAUUCAUAGUUUUGGAUCUACCUUUACUUUUUGAAACAGGACACAUGUUAGAUUUCUUGCAUAAAAUUAUUGUUGUAACCUGCGAGGAAGACCUACAGCUACAACGUUUGAUGGAACGCAGCGGAUUUACAGAAGCUAAAGCAAAGAUAAGAGUAGCCGCACAGAUGUCCUUGGAGAAGAAAGCAGAAAUGGCAAAUUUUGUUAUCGAGAAUUCCAGUAGUGUGAGCGAUACCAGAGAACAGACCAUAAAAGUAAUUAAUGUAUUACGAUGUUCCAAGCAGCAUUGGAAAUUACGUUGUCUAGUUGGAUUUUGUUGUACAAUAUUGGUAGCCGGUGCUUACUGGUUGAAAAACAGAAAUUCUAAUAAAAAGUGAAAUUAUUUUCCACAAAAAUUUUAAUUAGCAAUAGAAUUAUUUACUUAUUAAUUAAAUUUUUAAUUAUAUACUAAUAUACUCACACAAUAUCAAAAACCGACAAAAGCUUAAUUGAAUUGCGCAUGUACAAAUUUACGGAUUAUCAAAUCCCGUCUUAUUGAGCAAGUUGAUACAUUAUACAGUAAAAUUAAUUUGUUUUUCUUUUUCUAUAAGAGGAAAGAUAUUUGUACAAGUGUAUCAUAGCUGUACAAAUUGUAAUUAUAUUCCGUUUACAUAACUAUGUGCUCGCUUAUAAAAUACUUUUAGGUACAUAACUAGAAAUCGAACGAACGAUAUGUACAGCGAUUUUACCUAUAUAUGUACUUGUGCGCAUUAAUGAUAAUGCAUAUGUAAAAAUCAUUAGACAAAAAAUUAAUAUUUUGAGGCAUCAUCCAACGAAAAUAAGAUCAAACAUACGAAUCUUGUAUUAAAUUAGAAGGAUAACAUUAUACAAUAGAUUCUCUCUUUCUUUUCUUUUACUGACGAUUUGUACUAAAGAUACGUAUAUACUAAAGAUACGUAUGUAUGCGUGUGUAUAUGCGUCAAUUUUUAAUUAGUUGCAUUUAUUAUAUACUACUGGAUAUGAAAAUAAAAAUGUUAAUUACUGAC
Odontomachus brunneus is the source of this 1578-nucleotide messenger RNA. RefSeq names its product dephospho-CoA kinase (gene Dpck). Gene Ontology annotation, molecular function: dephospho-CoA kinase activity; ATP binding. NCBI's taxonomy places the organism in Eukaryota, Metazoa, Arthropoda, Insecta, Hymenoptera, Formicidae. Gene Ontology annotation, biological process: coenzyme A biosynthetic process. The record is from RefSeq and is a predicted model, not a curated record. Bases 235 to 930 code for a protein of 231 amino acids. The transcript has 3 exons.